AUGAAUACUCUUCGAAGAGCAUCCCUCACCAAGCCCGAGGAGGAGGGCAAGGCAUGGCCUGCCAUCGCCAUUGGCAUGUUUGUUGCCUUUGGUGGUGUCCUCUACGGCUAUGAUACUGGUACCAUCUCUGGUAUCCUUGCCAUGCCCUACUGGCAACGCCUCUUCAGCACCGGUUGGAGAGAUUCGGACGGCGACCUCAACAUCACCACAUCCCAGGAGUCUGGCAUCGUCUCCAUUCUCUCUGCUGGCACCUUCUUCGGCGCCCUCUCUUCUCCCUUUAUGACUGAUUACAUCGGUCGUCGCCCCGGUUUGAUGAUUGCCACCUGGGUCUUCAACCUAGGUGUGGCACUUCAGACUGCUGCUACUGCUAUCCCUAUGUUCCUUGCUGGACGAUUCUUUGCCGGCUUUGGCGUUGGUCAAAUCUCAGCCAUCAUCCCCCUCUACCAGUCCGAAACAGCCCCCAAGUGGAUUCGCGGCGCCAUCGUAGGAGCCUACCAAUGGGCCAUCACUAUCGGUCUCCUCCUCGCCGCCAUCGUCAACAACGCCACAUCCAAGCGCAACGACACGGGCUCCUACCGCAUCCCCAUCGCCGUCCAGUUUGCCUACUCCCUCAUCCUCUUUGGCGGAAUGUGCAUCCUCCCCGAGACGCCCCGCUUCCUCAUCAAGCAAGACCGGCACGACGAGGCCGCCAAGGCCCUGGGCAGGAUUCGACGACUGCCCCAGGAGCAUCCUGCUAUUCAGUCCGAGCUCACGGAAGUGAGGGCGAACCACGAGUAUGAGAAGUCGCUUGGAAAGGCUUCUUAUCUCGACUGCUUCAAGCCUCCUAUUCUGAAGCGCCAGUUUACUGGUAUGGCUCUGCAGGCUCUUCAGCAACUCACUGGCAUCAACUUUAUCUUCUACUAUGGCACCAAGUACUUUGAGAACUCUGGCAUCUCGAGCGGCUUCGUCAUUUCCAUGAUCACAUCAGCCAUCAACGUCGCCUCUACCAUCCCCGGCAUGUACGCCAUCGACAAAUGGGGUCGUCGCCCUCUUCUCUUCUGGGGCGCCAUUGGCAUGUGCGUGUCCCAGUUCAUCGUCGCCAUGUCAGGUACAUUCUCGACGGGCCAGAACGAUAACGGCACAAUCUUUGUCAAGAACCUCGCUGGACAAAAGGCCGCCGUGGCGUUUGUGUGCAUCUACAUCUUCUUCUUCGCCUCCACAUGGGGCCCCCUUGCUUGGGUCGUCACCGGCGAGAUCUUCCCCCUCAAGACCCGUGCCAAGUCUCUCAGUAUGACUACUGCGACCAACUGGCUCCUCAACUGGGCAAUUGCCUACUCAACCCCCUACCUCGUCGACUUUGGCCCCGGCAAGGCCAACCUCCAGAGCAAGAUCUUCUUCAUCUGGUUCGGCUGCUGCUUCAUCUGCAUCGCCUUUGUCUACUUCUUCAUCUACGAGACCAAGGGUCUCUCCCUCGAAGAGGUCGACCAGCUCUACGACGAGGUCAGCGUGGCGCGCAAGUCCACAAAGUGGAAGCCCACGGAAUCCUGGGAGCACCGCCAGAGCGUGUCUGGACCCGGUGGAAAGAUGUUUGGAAAUGAGCAUGGCGAGGCCACGCACGAUGAGAAGAACGAGACUGUUUAA
Fusarium keratoplasticum is the source of this 1620-nucleotide messenger RNA. Its product is annotated as MFS domain-containing protein. NCBI's taxonomy places the organism in Eukaryota, Fungi, Ascomycota, Sordariomycetes, Hypocreales, Nectriaceae. Bases 1 to 1620 code for a protein of 539 amino acids. Gene Ontology annotation, molecular function: carbohydrate:proton symporter activity. The transcript is spliced from 4 exons. Gene Ontology annotation, cellular component: membrane. Gene Ontology annotation, biological process: transmembrane transport; carbohydrate transport. The record is from RefSeq and is a predicted model, not a curated record.